Malus domestica (apple) is the source of this 1729-nucleotide messenger RNA. RefSeq lists its product as uncharacterized. The record is from RefSeq and is a predicted model, not a curated record. NCBI's taxonomy places the organism in Eukaryota, Viridiplantae, Streptophyta, Magnoliopsida, Rosales, Rosaceae.
CUAAAACUACUGUCCUAAAUGAAUGUCGUUUCUACACGGUGACUGUACGACAAGGAAAGAAAAUAUACGACAAUGGAACUGCAAAGCCAACAAACGACGUGGGGGGUUGAAAAUCAAAGAAGAUAAGGCCCUAGCUACUUGCUAUCUCCUCCCAAAAUCGUCUUUUGCAUGAAGCGGAAAAAUGGGGAGCUCUGCAAAACUAGGGUUGGAGAUGUUUGAAGUUGGACCCUGUGAAGAUGCUUACACAAUGGGAUUCCUAAUUGGCCAGAGAUUUUCAGACAUGAUAAAGAGCAGGCUGGCCUCAGACCUCAUUCUUCACAACCAACUCCUCCCCUUUGCUCAAACCCCAGAGUUUCAGCCACUUCUCCAGUCUCUAACAGAAAAUAACCGAAACAAGUUUCCGAGAUAUUGGGAGGAGCUCGUUGGCACUGCGGAUGGAAGUGGAGUUCCAGUUCUUGAUGUAAUAACAAUACACACUUGGGCGAGUUCUGAGGAUAAAAGUAGUUACUGGUGCUCCAAAAUAUUCAUAAUACUAAUCAACUUCAGAAAGGAGAUUCUUCCGCUUCUCCCAAAGACCACGGCGAUGAAUCAGAAUAUUGAUACGCUGGAUGACUGCUCGGAUGUUCUUGUUGUUAGUGAUUCCAUGGCAGUUGUGGCACACAAUGAGGAUGCAAAUGUUGCCCUGGUUGGCCACACCUACUUGAUAAAGGGGACUCUGUCAAAUGGGAUAUCAUUCAUGGCUUACACUUAUGCAGGAGAGCUCCCUAGCUGUGCAUUUGGGCUCAACACUCAUGGACUGGCUUUUACGCUGAAUUCAGUUCCCCCGUCGGAAAAUGAGAUUGUUGCCGGAGGCAUUGGGAGGAACUUUGUUUCACGGGACCUCCUUGAAGCAUCAAGCAUCGACGACGCAUUAUGUAGAAUUAAAUCAUCAGAAGUAUCUGUUGGACAUAGUUACAAUUUGAUCGAGACGAGGACACGCAAAAUUAUGAACGUAGAAACUGCUUCAAGAAAACGGGUUUCGAUUUAUGAGGUUGGAGCAACACCAUUCUUCCAUGCAAACAUGUAUCUCCAUCUCCAAGUUAAUCAGUUGCUAGAUGAAAACUCAAUAGCAAGGCAAAGCAGAGCAGCUGCGCUACGUAAAAGAUCGAAAGACAAUUUCCUAUCUCUCCUAGGAGAUACGGAUGACCCGAAAUAUCCAAUCUACAUGAUAGGUCCAUUGCUUUAUACACUAUGCACGGCCGUGAUAGACUUGGACGAACAAACACUGUCGAUAGUUGAAGGGAACCCGAGAAAAGGAAAAAUCUCUCACAUCUUCUCUACGUGCACGGAAGAUUUCAAGAUGCCAUAACAAAUGCUUCAAGCAGCCUACCUACAUCUAGUUGCAUAAAUCAGACAUGAAGCUCCUAGGCAGGUUCGUAGAGGCCUAACAUGUGCCCGUCAAUACAGCGCAUGGACGCAACCUGGACAGGAGAUAUUAUUAGGUCACACAUUGCACCCACCGUAACAACAGUAGAAAAUUGAAGUUUAUAUUAAAUUUGUUGUUGGAAUUUUGGUCAUCACCUUGCCAAGGAUUUCGUACUUGAUAGGACCAUCUAGUUCAGCGCCUAAUGCCAUUAAUUUCGUCACUGAUUGAUUAAUGUCAGUCACUGUGAAAGACAGAAGUGAAGAGUUUCCCAUUCCCUUCUGCAUUACAUGAUCACUGCAAACUUGAAUUAGCAAUUUAGCAUCU